AUGGGGGAACCAACGACCAACUCUGACAUCACUUUCAAAGGAUGGAUGGGGCUUGACAAGAACGCUUUAAUCGAUGGGUUGAAGUUAGUUCCAUUCGAGCCUAAGAAAUGGGAAGAGACAGACAUAGAUGUCAAGAUUACUCACUGCGGUCUCUGCGCAAGUGAUUUGCAUACUUUGCGAAGUGGAUGGUGGCCUACCAAUUAUCCUUGUUGUACCGGCCAUGAAAUUGUUGGAGAAGUAACCCGUGUCGGGAAAGCAGUUGAGCGAAAUAUUACUAUCGGCGAUAGAGUAGGAAUUGGCCCCAUCAUUUACGUUUGCGCCCAAAAGGAUUGUACAGAGUGCAGCUCAGGCAUGCCAAAUUACUGUCCACGGAAAGUUGCUACAUAUGAAGGUUUUCUCCCCGAUGGUAGCAAGACUUUCGGUGGUUUUGCAAAUUAUUGUAGAGUUCCGGGAAUUGCCGCCAUCCGUAUUCCUCAAGCGCUGAGUAGCGUUGUGGCAGCUCCAUUGCUCUGCGCCGGUAGUACCACGUUCGGUCCACUAGUGGAACGUCAAGGAAAAGGAAAACGAGUGGGAAUAAUUGGUGUUGGAGGUUUGGGCCAUUUUGCUGUCAUGUUCGCAAGGGCAUUGGAAUUUGAGCAUGUUGUUGCGAUUUCACGACGAGAGAGCAAACGCGAUGAUGCCAUCAAGCUGGGUGCACAUAACUACCUAGCUACCGAAGACGAGAAGGAUUGGGCAGAGAAGUACGCAAAGUCACUUGAUGUGAUUGUUUGUACAGUAUCAUCCGCUGAGAUGCCACUGAACAAAUAUCUGGGGUUACUCAGGACCGGAGGACAUUUCUGUCAAGUUGGUUUGCCAGACGACUCCCUGCCGGCGUUCGACAUAUUUGGACUGGUCGAACGAAAGAUCUCGAUUCAUUUCAAUGAUAUACUCUCAACCAGGGGAACAGAAGACUUGUUAGAGUUUGUAUUGAGAGAAAACCUUCAGCCAUUGAUUGAAGAACGAAAAAUGAGUGAUAUAAACAACGUUUUGAAGGAGAUGGAAGCUGGAAAAGCGAGGUAUCGAUAUGUUUUGGUGAAUGAUGAUUGA
Messenger RNA from Botrytis byssoidea, 1086 nucleotides. RefSeq lists its product as uncharacterized. Gene Ontology annotation, biological process: alcohol metabolic process. Gene Ontology annotation, molecular function: zinc ion binding; alcohol dehydrogenase (NADP+) activity. The transcript is spliced from 3 exons. The record is from RefSeq and is a predicted model, not a curated record. Lineage: Eukaryota; Fungi; Ascomycota; Leotiomycetes; Helotiales; Sclerotiniaceae. Bases 1 to 1086 code for a protein of 361 amino acids.